Molecule: messenger RNA, 2079 nt
Organism: Thunnus maccoyii (southern bluefin tuna)
Lineage: Eukaryota; Metazoa; Chordata; Actinopteri; Scombriformes; Scombridae
Product: cleavage and polyadenylation specificity factor subunit 7-like
Exons: 9
Coding region: 400-1761 (453 amino acids)
Biological process (GO): mRNA alternative polyadenylation
Cellular component (GO): mRNA cleavage and polyadenylation specificity factor complex
Molecular function (GO): mRNA binding
Source: RefSeq, a predicted model, not a curated record
GACGGACUUGAGUUAGCAAUAUUUGCAUUUAUAUUAUUUGAUCAAAGAGCGAACUAGUAGUUGUCCGAAACUGUUUGUAUGUGUACUCAUCUAUGAAGGGUCGUGCAUGUAUUUUCAUAGUGUCCAUUAAAAUAUGAUUUCCUGCCCGCCUGUCGUAUCGGUUUAUCAUCAUAUUUUGUUUUAGCCACAUAAUUGUUUUCUGCGGACUUAAACGGAACGUUGGUUAGCUAACGUUAGAAACGUUAACAAACAUUUCUUGAAUGUUGACUGUGCACCUGUUUGUCGAUAUGCACUGAUAUGUUGCCUAGUGUGCAUGUGCGAACUAAAAGCUACACUGACAGCAAAAAUAAAACAAGCGUAGCUGCAGUGCCAUCAACUGGAUCAUUUUAGGCCCGCGGGAUGGCUGCUGCACAACCUGCAGCCGGACCAAGUACCUCCAAGAUGGAUCUCAUUGAUAUCUACAGUGACCAGAAUCAAAACGAGGAGGAUUUGGACAGAAUCGCUGAAGCAAAUGAACUUUUUGAUGCUGUUCUGACUGGCUCAGUCAAUCUGGAAAAGAAAGUUACCACAAAUGUGACCCCUCCUCAUGGUAAGGAGAUGCCAGCUAAAGAGGAGGAUAAACAAGAAACAGUGAAAACCCCAAAAGGAGGAAACUCACUGAGAAGAUUAUCUUUAUAUAUUGGAAAUUUCCCCUGGUGGACAUCUGACAAGGACCUUUCAUGCAUGGCCCAAACAUUGGGUGUGAAGGACAUCACAGAGAUCAAAUUUGCAGAGAACAGAGUUAAUGGCCAGUCAAGAGGCUACGCAGAAGUGGUGGUGACCUCGGAAGAGUCCUUAAAAAUAUUGUUGGAGAAAAUACCCCAAUGUGAACUGAACGGGGAAAGGAUAGACUGUCGCUUUGCUACUCGUCAGAAUCUCACUGUGUUUGAGGACAUAGCAAACAAACGUAUACCCCUGCGUGUUAAUUCCAAAGAUCCCAAAGACUCUCCAGAUUCUUCUGAUAAAAUUCCCUCAUUAUUAUCACAGGAGCCCAGCCCUCCCACUAUACCCCCACUUUUUCCAUCACAUCCACUCGCAAACAGGUUUCCCUCAAUACCCAGCCCGUUCCUUAGCCAGCCACCUCCUCCCUUCCCACGUAUGCCGCCGAACAUCCCUCCACUCCUGCCACCCCAUUUGUUCCCUCCCCAUCCAGUCCAUGUUCCUAGCCAGCCACCUCCCAGUCUUCAUAUAAAUCCGGCAUUUUUCACCCCACCACAAGACGGGCACAGCAGCAAAGUUUACAGCCAACAAAAACACACACCUAAAAGUACAGAUGGAGACUUUGAGGAGCUAAUGAACAGAAAUAGAGCUGUUGCCAGCAGUGCCAUCUCCAAGGCUGUGUCCGGAGCAACAGCUGGAGACCUGCGGGUGGCCAUGGAGACUCUAUUAACUGCCAUUGCCAUCAUUAAGCAGUCCAGAGUGUAUGGAGAUGAACGCUGCCAGGCCCUGGUUACCUCACUUAAAGACUGUCUAGUCUCCAUCCAGGGCAACUACGGUUACAGGAGUAGCAGUCGUUCAGGGGAUAAAGAAAGAGACCGGGACAGGGGUCGUGACAGAGAGCGAGAGCGUGACAGAGAGCGUGACAGAGAGGAUUCUUCCGGUUGGGAAGGUGCAGGAAUGUCUCGAAGACACAGAGACCGUUCCAGAGAGAGCGGAGAGAGGGACAAGGAGCGCUCACGGGAGCGGGACAGGCACAGAGAUCACAGAGACCGCUACCGCUAAUUUGAUUGGUGGAAUGUCAACAGAGCGAAGACGGGACUUUUUGUUUCUGCACAAAGUUGUAUAAAAACCUGGAUGACUUUAAGGUGAGAGUGACAGUGUAUCCCCAAAAGUCUAAAGUGUACUUCUUUUCUCCAGUUAUCUGUACAUAGUGGGACUUCUACUUGUUUAAAAGAAUGUGGUUGUAGAUUUGUUGUUGGGACAUUAAAAUCUGUUUGCAUGCGCAGGACACCUUAAUAACUUAUGUAAUACUGUGUAAUGUUUUCAUCACUUUCUUUUGUAUUAAAUCUACAGAUUAAAAAACACUCCCCUAAAAAUAAA